Molecule: messenger RNA, 3344 nt
Organism: Neltuma alba
Lineage: Eukaryota; Viridiplantae; Streptophyta; Magnoliopsida; Fabales; Fabaceae
Product: ATPase 11, plasma membrane-type
Exons: 21
Coding region: 193-3060 (955 amino acids)
Biological process (GO): proton export across plasma membrane
Cellular component (GO): membrane
Molecular function (GO): ATP binding; P-type proton-exporting transporter activity; ATP hydrolysis activity
Source: RefSeq, a predicted model, not a curated record
CCUUGGGCUGGUUGCAUAGCACAGUGGUUUCUGUUCUGAGCUCCUCAGAUUUCUCCUUCUCCCUCUUUUUUUGGAUAUUUUAUCUACAGUUCUAUUCUACCACCUUUCGCCGCUUGCUGUUUUUUCUGAACGCUUUCGUAGUCAGAGGAAGCUGGAUAAGAAGAGUGAGCGGUACUGAGAGAAGAACAAGAGAUGGAGGACAAGUCCCAAGUAUUGGAGGCUGUGUUGAAGGAAGCUGUGGAUUUGGAAAACAUACCCAUUGAGGAGGUUCUUGAGAAUUUAAGAUGUAGCAGAGAAGGUCUCACCUCUGUGGCUGCUGAGGAGAGGCUCGCCAUUUUCGGACAUAACAAGCUUGAAGAGAAAAAGGAGAGCAAAUUUUUGAAGUUCUUGGGUUUUAUGUGGAAUCCUCUGUCUUGGGUUAUGGAGGCUGCUGCCAUAAUGGCAAUUGCGCUUGCAAAUGGAGGGGGGAAGCCCCCUGACUGGCAAGACUUUGUGGGUAUCAUCACUCUGCUUCUCAUCAAUUCAACUAUUAGUUUCAUUGAGGAAAACAACGCGGGUAAUGCUGCAGCGGCUCUCAUGGCUCGUCUCGCUCCAAAGGCAAAGGUUCUUCGAGAUGGUAGGUGGAGUGAGCAAGAUGCCUCGGUUCUGGUUCCAGGUGACAUCGUCAGUAUUAAACUGGGAGAUAUUAUACCAGCUGAUGCUCGUCUUCUUGAAGGGGAUCCUCUGAAAAUCGAUCAGUCUGCACUUACUGGUGAGUCCCUGCCAGUGACAAAAGGUCCUGGUGAUGGUGUGUACUCUGGUUCUACCUGCAAACAAGGAGAGAUUGAGGCCGUGGUCAUUGCCACUGGUGUGCACACCUUCUUUGGGAAGGCUGCUCACCUUGUAGAUACCACUAAUCAAGUGGGUCACUUCCAACAGGUCUUGACUGCGAUUGGGAACUUCUGCAUCUGUUCAAUUGCUGCGGGGAUGAUUAUUGAGAUUAUUGUCAUGUAUCCUAUCCAAGACCGGCAGUACCGUCCUGGAAUUGAUAACCUUCUUGUACUUCUCAUAGGAGGAAUUCCAAUUGCCAUGCCCACAGUUCUUUCGGUGACCAUGGCUAUUGGGUCCCACAGGUUAUCGCAGCAGGGAGCCAUCACUAAGAGGAUGACAGCCAUUGAAGAGAUGGCAGGCAUGGAUGUGCUUUGCAGUGAUAAAACUGGGACUCUAACAUUAAACAAGCUGACUGUUGACAAAAAUCUUAUUGAGGUUUUUGCUAAAGGAGUGGAUCCAGAUACUGUUGUUUUGAUGGCAGCUCGAGCCUCGAGACUUGAGAAUCAAGAUGCAAUAGAUUCUGCCAUAGUUGGGAUGCUGGCUGAUCCAAAAGAGGCACGAGUGGGAAUCCAAGAAGUACAUUUUCUUCCUUUCAAUCCUACUGAUAAGAGGACAGCGUUAACUUACAUUGAUGGUGAAGGUAAAAUGCAUAGGGUAAGCAAAGGUGCGCCAGAGCAGAUUCUCAAUCUCUCAUACAAUAAGUCAGAUAUUGAACGCAGAGUCCAUGCAGUAAUAGAUAAGUUUGCAGAACGUGGUCUACGAUCUCUUGCUGUAGCAUACCAGGAGGUUCCAGAAGGGAGGAAGGAAAGUGCUGGAGGCCCAUGGCAGUUCAUCGGUCUUAUGCCUCUGUUUGACCCACCAAGGCAUGACAGUGCAGAAACAAUACGGAGGGCUCUAAACCUUGGAGUAAAUGUAAAAAUGAUAACAGGUGAUCAACUAGCUAUAGGGAAGGAAACUGGCCGUCGCUUGGGAAUGGGCACCAACAUGUAUCCCUCAUCUGCAUUGCUUGGGCAGGAUAAGGAUGAGUCCAUUUCUGCACUACCCAUUGAUGAACUGAUAGAAAAAGCUGAUGGAUUUGCUGGUGUUUUUCCUGAACACAAGUAUGAGAUUGUGAAACGCUUGCAAGCGAGGAAACAUAUAUGUGGAAUGACUGGUGAUGGAGUAAAUGAUGCUCCUGCUCUUAAAAAGGCUGACAUUGGUAUAGCUGUUGCUGAUGCAACUGAUGCCGCUCGUAGUGCAUCUGAUAUUGUUUUAACAGAACCUGGCCUUAGUGUUAUUAUCAGUGCUGUUUUGACAAGCCGGGCCAUCUUCCAGAGAAUGAAAAAUUAUACAAUUUAUGCGGUCUCAAUUACAAUCCGUAUUGUGCUUGGUUUCAUGUUGCUGGCCCUUAUAUGGAAGUUUGACUUUCCUCCUUUUAUGGUGCUAAUCAUCGCCAUCCUAAAUGAUGGUACUAUCAUGACAAUCUCAAAAGAUAGAGUAAAACCUUCUCCUCUGCCUGAUAGCUGGAAGCUCGCAGAGAUAUUUACCACUGGCAUUGUACUUGGAAGUUACUUGGCAAUGAUGACAGUGAUAUUCUUUUGGGCGGCAUACAAAACAAAUUUCUUCCCGCGAGUAUUUGGGGUCUCAACUCUUGAAAAAACUGCUCAUGAUGAUUUCCGUAAACUUGCCUCAGCGAUAUAUCUUCAAGUGAGCACUAUCAGUCAGGCCCUUAUAUUUGUGACUCGGUCUCGAGGAUGGUCUUAUGUUGAGCGUCCCGGUAUACUGUUAAUGACUGCUUUUGUGGUUGCUCAGCUGAUUGCCACUUUGAUCGCAGUCUAUGCAAACUGGAGCUUUGCUGCAAUUGAAGGAAUCGGUUGGGGUUGGGCUGGAGUAAUAUGGUUAUACAACAUCAUAUUUUACAUCCCACUUGAUUUCAUCAAGUUCUUCAUUCGUUAUGCUUUGAGUGGGAGGGCUUGGGAUCUUGUCAUUGAGCAGAGGAUUGCAUUCACAAGACAAAAGGACUUCGGGAAGGAACAACGGGAACUUCAAUGGGCACAUGCUCAGAGAACCUUACAUGGAUUACAAGUACCUGACACCAAGUUCUCCGACCGCAAUCAUUUCAAUGAACUCAAUCAAAUGGCUGAAGAAGCUAAAAGGAGAGCUGAAAUCGCAAGGUUAAGAGAAUUGCAUACACUAAAAGGUCAUGUAGAAUCAGUUGUGAGAUUGAAGGGGCUUGACAUUGACACAAUUCAGCAAGCCUAUACAGUCUAAGGUGUGCUUGCUCAGUUGCAGACUGAUACUGUAAAAAGUAGGGCACGCGUUAAUGUGCUGAGAGAAGUAGAAUAUAAUGAUGAGUAUUACACAGUGAGUUACCCUUAAUAUCCCCUUACUGGGCUUUUCUGUUUUGACUUUUGAGCGCUUAAACGAGUGCUUUUGUCUGCCCCUUCGUUAUUUUCUUUACUGCUGUUAAAAUAUGCCUUCUAAUCUGCAAAAUCUCAGUGUCUAGAAGCGGCUAUAUGUUAGCCAUUGAAAUUUCCAUGAGUUUUAAUGUUAAA